Molecule: messenger RNA, 531 nt
Organism: Aspergillus pseudoviridinutans
Lineage: Eukaryota; Fungi; Ascomycota; Eurotiomycetes; Eurotiales; Aspergillaceae
Exons: 1
Coding region: 1-531 (176 amino acids)
Source: RefSeq, a predicted model, not a curated record
AUGGGUAUCCCACAGUGGAGCGAGCAGGACGAGCGCCAGGCGCGCAUGCAGGAUGCCGGACUUUACAUCGACUGGCCGAACCCAUACAACCUCGAACCGGGCCUUUACAUCAUCGUCCACAUGCAGUAUACCACCCAGCCGGGCGAAGUGAUGGAUGUCAUUGACGAUGCAUACAGCACCAUCACAGCCCGUCUCGAAUCGCGACAGUUCCGCAACCCGAGACACCCCAUUCCAGGGCGUAAGAGCCUGUUCGUCCACUAUGAGCUGAUUAACCAGGAUGACGGGACCACGAACCCCUUCCCAACGGACGUAGACCUCUUCGAAGAGGUUCGGAAUCACCUCAUGCUGAUGUUUGAUCAGUUUAUGUUCGGGGGAACGUUUGAUCUCCCGUACAAACUUGGUCCGGUGCGUGUGUUCUGGUGUGACAUGGUCGAGCAGGAGCCUGAGCUUCCCACUGUCACUGUUGAAGUGUACGAGGAGACAGACUCUGACUCGCAGGAGGAAGGGCAACAUCAAGAUAAGCUGCCUUAA